This is a messenger RNA of Harpia harpyja (harpy eagle), 5450 nucleotides long. It is a transcript of the gene CCDC177, whose product is annotated as coiled-coil domain containing 177. The record is from RefSeq and is a predicted model, not a curated record. NCBI's taxonomy places the organism in Eukaryota, Metazoa, Chordata, Aves, Accipitriformes, Accipitridae.
CCCGCCGCGGGGCUGCGGGGCGGGUUCCCCCCGCGCCCGCCUCCGCCCGCCCCCCGCGCGGGGCCCGCAGCGGGCAGCGCGGGGCGCCGCAGCCUGCGGGCGGCCGCCGUGCCCGCCGCCGCCGCCGCCCCGGAGGUGGGGGCGCCGCGCGGGGCGCGGGGUGCCAUGGAGGCGCCGCCGCCGCCCGCCUGAUCCCCGAGGCUGCCGGCACCGAGACAAAGCGCGGGGCUGCCCGCCGCGCCCGCCCGGCCGAGCCAUGGUGGAGCCGCCGGCUGAGCCUCCCCCGCAGCCCUGCCCGGCGCCCGGGGGGGCAGCGGCGGCGGCGGCGGGGGGAGAGCCGGCCCGGCCCGGGGAGCAGUCGCCGCUGCUGCACCUGGACCUGUACAACUUCGACUGCGCGGCGGCGGAGGGCAGCCGGUACGUGCUGACCAGCCCGCGCUCGCUGGAGGCCUGCGCCCGCUGCGCCGUGCGGCCGGUGGAGCUGCUGCCGCGGGCGCUGGGGGAACUGCUGCGGGAGGCCCCCGGGCGCUCCAUGCGGGUGGCCGCCGGCCUCUACGAGGCCUACGAGCGGGAGCGCCGCCGCAAGCUGCAGCAGUGCCGGGAGGAGCGGGAGCGGAUUAUCCGGGAGGAGAAGAGGCGGAUCCUCGCGCCCCCUCGGCAGCCUGCCGCCCUCGCCGCCGCCCGCGCCGCCCCCCGGGCCGCCGCCACCGCUGCCGCCGCGCCCCGGCCCCAUGGCGGGGGGAAGGCCGGGGCGUCGGGGGGCGCCAAGGCCAAGAGCCACUCCCUGGACUCGCUGCAGAAGCGCCGUGAGGGCAGCUGGGGCAAGACCUCCUCCGAGUCGGGGGCCUCGUCCUCCUACAGCGGGGAGAGCCUGCGGGAGCGCGGGGGCAAGGGGGGCGGCCGGGGCCGGGGGGCAGCAGCCGCCGCCGCCGGCAGCGGCUCCCUGCUGGGGCGCAGCUUUAGCCUGGGCGACCUCAGCCACUCGCCGCAGACGGCGCAGAGGGUGGAGAGGAUCGUCAGGGAGGUGAGGAGGAGGAAGGGCCUCUCCGAGGUGCCCGAGAGGGACAAGAAGAUCGCGGCGCUGAUGAUCGCCAAGCACCAGGAGGCCAGCCUGCUGCGGGAGCAGCAGCAGGCCGCCCACCUGCAGUGGGACAGCCAGCGGCGCCUGGCGGAGCGGCGGAAGGAGCAGGAGGAGAAGGAGAAGCAGAGGGCCCUCCUGCAGGGCCAGCGCAUGUGGGAGAGCCAGGUGGAGAAGCGUCGCGGGAGGCUGAGCCAGGAGCAGGAGGAAGCCGCCCUGCUGAAGCAGAGGCAGCGGCUGGUGUGCGAGGAGAGGUGGCGGGAGCAAGCGGAGAAGCAGGAGCGGCUGCGCAGGGAGAGGCUGGAGAGGGCCGUCCAGGAGGACAAGCAGAAGAAGCUCCAUCAGGAGCACAACCUGAAGGCGAAGGAGGAGGGCAAGAAGGAGCACCGGGAGCGAGAGGAGCAGCUCCUGCAAGAGAAGCUGUCCACCGCCGCACAGAAGAGGCUGAAGAAGGAGGUGCAGCUGCAGAAGGAGAAGAAACUGCUCAACCAAGCAGAGAAGCUGAAGCACGAGGCCUUGCUCAAGGAACUGGCCAAGCAAGAGGCUGAAGAAAAGGAGAUGCUGAAGGCCUCCCUGGAGAUGAGUUUGACGAAGGCUCAGGAGAACUACGAGCAGCUAGUGGAGAAGAGGAACCAGGAGCUGAGGGAGAAGGCCAGGCGGGAGGACAUGCAGAUCCAGAGAGCCAAACUGGCAGCAGAGAAGAAGGAAAGAGAGCAGAAGGAGCACUUGGAGGCCCUGGCCAGGGAGACAGAGAGAAAGCUCCAGCAUGCUGCCCAGGUGGCCGAAGAGGUCGUCCAAGAAAAAGCCCGCAAGGUGGUCUUGAGCCGUCUGGAGAAGGAGAAAGUGCAGAAGAUGAACAAGCAAAAGGUAGAACAGUAUGAGGACUUACGGCGCAGGGAGAUCCUCCUCUCUAUAGAGAGGAAGCUGGAGAGGAGCGAGCAGAUCUUCAAGGAGAAGAAGACUGUCUUGGAAAAUGCCAGGUCUGUUGCUCGGGCAUCCUUCCAUGUCCGGGAAAAGGUACGGGAGGAGACGAACAUGCGCACCUUUGACAAGAUGGCCUUGGAAGCAGAACUGCAUGCCCACCUGAAUAAAAAAUGAAAGACCUUGUCAUGGAUGAGUGGAGAUAGAUCACUAGUUGUCCAUUGUGAUGCAUCAGAAAGCUCCUCCACAUUAACAUUUAAAAAGCAACAACAACCGACAACCGCCCUAAUUUCUUAUUUUGGGGGAGCAGGGUACCGCACAAAAACAUGGCAGCUAUUUCACAUACUGUUUAAAAUAUGUUUUUGUUCUGGGUGUGUUUUAAGGACUGACCUCAGUCAUCUUUACGGAGGGGAAGCGAGUUUUUGUGUCCUCUACCCCACAAGCACACGCAUCUUCUCAGAGAGGGCUGCAAAAGAAGUCUGCUUGAAGCCUGUGAGUUACCGAUUGAUUGUCUACACCGGAGCUGAUUACAACUGCACUCUUUUCAGUUGGAAAUGCAGACAACACAGACUACUCACUGCUAGAGCCUACUGACUAAGAACCAAAACCGCCCCAGCUGAUUCUGGCUUGAGUGACAGGCAGCUUGGUUUAAGUUACAGGACUGCAUUUUCAAAGCCACUGCACUCCCAUGCCGAAGGUGAGGAGGGCUGGAGCAGAGAAUGCCAUAUGCCCCUCGGUGCCCCUCACGCGCUGCUGGUGCCGAGCUAGAGAAAGCACAGAUCAAGACUUCGUAACACCAUGUAAGUAGACCUUACGAUCAGAGCUGGGCAGAAGCUGUUAGAAGUGCUCACAAAUACAAUUUCACUUUUGCCAUUUGCAACUGUUGCCCUUCCUGGUUUUAUCCUCACCCCUCCUUCUCCUUUCCAAGUUUCUCUUGCAAACAUUUGUACAAUUUAUUAUUUUCUUUCGGAGGGGGAGAGAGGAGAGAAGUUUGUGGGCGAUCUACAAACUGACAGGCACCCACGCAACCCACUUGUUCAUUAAGAUACGUGAAUGAUCCUGUGGAAACUGGCCUUUGUGGCAAACACGCGGAUCCAUUUGUAAAUGGAAAUCUGCAAACAGAUUGCAUGGAGAAAUUGCCACCCUUGGGAGUUCUCAAAACUUGAGGACACCCUUGGCAACCUUAUCCAAUUUGUCCUGCCUUGAGCAGGAGGUUGGACCAGGUGUGUUCCAUAGGUCCUCUCCAACCUAAUGGUUCUGUGAGCUGCUUGCAAUGAGACAUUCACCCAGCUCUUAUCAUCGUCUACUGAGCAGGGCAGCAUUUGCCUGUCCACUGGUGCUAACAGUUGUAUUCUUAUAGAGGGCAUAAAAAAGAGUAGAUGCACAAAAUAAGGUACAUGACAGAUUCUCUUAGAUGAGGAUCACGGCUUUUUUAUAACUAACUCGGUACCAUUUAGAGGUAACUGAGUCCUUCUGCCGUUAAUGCACUGGAAAUGUGAAAAGCCUACCUAUGCCCCAUGCACAGCAUUCAAGUAAGACAGUGUUCUGCUCCAGGUUUCCAUGUUUACUCUCUGCUGGGUUGCAGUUAUGAGCAUGCACCCAAACCAGGCACUUUCUGCUGGUUUUUUUCUGGCUCCAGGCAGCGCCAGCUCUCUAUUCCACCAUCCAUGACGCCUAGAUGGCAUCAGACCUGGAACGUGGGGGAGAAGCAGCAAGAACAGCCAGGAUCUUGCUUGCUUGCGGAUGUCUCUGACAAAAAACACAGCAGAAGAGAAAACCAGAAGAAGGUUGACAUAUGGCACAGGCAUGCAGUCCUGCACACAUAGAUUACUUACCAGAGUUUCCUCGGAGGUGACAGCAGGUAAAAAACCUCUCUAAGGAAGGUGUUAAGUGAACAGCAACAACAACGGUAGACCAAGCACAACCUGGUACCCUGCAAGGCUGGAGACAUUGUACAAACAGUGCUGAAAAUUAAGCGAGUAGGGAUUUUCUUUGAUUUUGAUGGAACUUGCUCUUCUUUGAAUCACGGUACAAUUGGUGCCGUUGAGGGCAGGCAGCAUGAAAGUAGGGCACCUGAGCGAUGUUUGCUCUGUCAAUCAUUGGCUCGCUGUGUAACGCCAGGCAAGUCCUCAAGGGCUGGGCUUGCUCCUAUUGAUAUAAACGGAAGCAGAGUCAGGCUCUUGGGAUUGCUGGGACUUGCCGGAAAUAGUAACGCUUGGCAGAACGCUUCAAAGACUUCGGACAAAUGAUGCUAACAAAGCACAAAGUACUAUUUAUUUAUUUAUUUAUUUAUUUAUUUGAGUAGUUAUUAAAGUAAAACAUAUCCAUUGGUGAAAAGCACUAAUUAACACGAAAAUCUAAAAAUAUCGGUAGCUGUGGGAAGGACAGCUGUGUUACUGUUUCCAGCUAUGUUACUGUUUCCAGCUAGGAGUCUGUCCCCUCACCCUCGUCCUCAAAACAGCAAUCCGUUUAAACAGUGGAACCAAUCCUGCUGUAACACCGGACAAGGUCCUUGAUAAAAAACGAUCGUCUUCACAUUUUGUUUGUACCGCAGUGGUCCAUGUGUGCUGUCGUAGCUGCAAAGACCUAGAAAAGAGAUGCCCAGUGGCCCAAAUCCAGCCUGCACAAAACUUCCUUGCUCCCUGGCAGCACUAGAGUUGGGAUAAAACCUGCAGUGAGUCCAGCAUAGCCAACAUUUCACCUUGUUUGUAGCCUUUGGGGCUGCAGAGAAAGCCUGCCAGCACAGAUGUGAGGGCUCUUGCUCCCCACGUCAUCGCACUGUGGUUGAAGUUCACUGCUCAGUCCAUUUAGCAGAGGGCAAAUGGGGAGAGCUGGGAAACAGCGAAAAGAAGGCAAAAUGUGGUGGACGAAUGAGUAGACACAGUCUCUAACUGGAACAGCAGUUUUUCCCUAAAGGUCUACUGCAAUCUACCUGAAGGCUUUGUCCAAACCUCCCUCUGACGGGGCUUUUCCAGUGUGGACUGAGAACAUUUUACAGCCCAGGAGACGUGUCUUGGCCACCGACUGUAAUUACACCUGGGGUCCAUCUCCUGCUGCUGACUGAGUUUGACACCUUGGGGCUACAGCCGAACUAAUUAAAACACACCUAUGUGGUGGUAAUUGGAUUGGCAAACUACUGUUCCUAUACCAUGCAGUGUGCAGCUGAAGUUUUGAAUGUGCAAUCUAAGAAAAAAAUAUUUUUUUUUCAAAAGACAUUAAUCUGUGUAUGGAUAUUUUUUAUUUCUGUAGUGGUGCCAGUCCAAAGUCUGUGAAAGUCAAUGGAGUUUAUAAGUUGUUUAAAACUGUGGCGUGGAAAGUUAAGUCAGCAAGUUGGGUGGAGGUGUGAGAGGUAUUUCUUGGGUCUGCUUAUGCUUCUGUUUAUUUGAGAAGGAGUUUUACUGGUGGAUUUCUGUGGGAACAGAAAUUAAACCCUGGGACACAUGUAAAAAGU